Messenger RNA from Mesorhabditis spiculigera, 1605 nucleotides. The record is from the annotation of a GenBank genome assembly. Lineage: Eukaryota; Metazoa; Nematoda; Chromadorea; Rhabditida; Rhabditidae.
AUGAUUAUUCCGCUCCACUCCGACUACUACGCCAAGCUGCUCCAAAAUUUGACGCGUCGGGUGUCUCAAUUAUUCCUUGGAUCACGAGUUGCCCCCGUGACCAGCGUCCGGAUCUCGAAUCGGGAAGAGAUCUAUCGAAUCUCGGGAAGGUCGGGCUUUACUUCGGUGGGAUCGUUGGAUCCGGAGCAGUUGAUUUCGAAUUAUGAUGACCACGUAACAACACGAUGGGACGGUGUGCCGUUAACUUCACAAUCAGCCUUGUUAGAUGCAGACGAUGGCGCUACUGUGAUUACCGACACGAUAAAGGACGACACCGAAGACAAGGAGCCAAAAAGCUGCCCACAACAGUGUAUAAAGUACAUCAAAAUCCUCACUCCUCACGUGAUCUUGGUCGCCGUGCUCAUCGGGUAUUUGUGUCUGGGCGCGUGGAUAUUGAUGCUGCUCGAGACGAGGACCGAACUGAUGGCCCGGAGUAAAAAGCUUGUUCGGUUAACGAACAUGAUGACCAACUUUACCGCCACGUCUUGGGAUAUCGUUAGCAAUGCGCAGGACGGGGUGAAGCGGAUAGGGCAUGAGGAGUGGAGCAGCUUAUUUCGAGAAUGGAUGAUGUCCGUCUCGGAGGUAGUCGACGAUCGAAGGCCAAUUCGAAGAGAAAUGAAUCGGCCUACCGAUCUGACAAACCUUCACAACAGGUGGACCUUUCCAACGGCGCUGCUCUACGUGUUGACCGUGUUGACGACUUGCGGUUACGGUGAAGUAUCCGUCGACACCGACGUCGGCAAGGUGUUUGCCGUUGUUUUCGCCCUUGUCGGCAUCCCCCUGAUGUUCAUCACCGCUGCCGACAUUGGAAAGUUCUUGUCCGAGACGCUGCUCAAAUUUGUGGCCAACUGGAACAAAAUGACGAAAAAGAUCAAGCAAUUCCUCUGCCGGAAUCGAUACUCUCGGCGGAAGUCGGUGCACUCAUCAAAUGGGAACACCGACACGAUGGAGAUAUUGGGGAUGGAUGGGACCGAGGAUAAGCUGUGGUUUCCGAUCGGUGCCUACGUCGCUUGUAUCUGCCUGUACUGCUCAAUGGGCUCUGCCAUGUUUAUCAAUUGGGAGAGGAAUUGGUCUUUCAUCCACGCCUUCCAUUUUGGCUUCAAUUUGAUUGUGACGGUCGGGUUGGGGGAUAUCGUCGUCGUCGACUACAUAUUCUUAUCGCUAAUCGUCGCGUUUGUGAUAGUCGGUCUAUCCGUCGUGACGAUGUGCGUCGAUUUGGCUUCAACCCAUCUAAAAGCCUAUUUCACUCGAAUCCACUAUUUUGGUCGUGCCAAGCGAUUCUUAGGGAUGAGCGAAGAGCUGAAAGAAAUUGUUGCCCUACUCGGGGCGAUGAGGAGGAAAAAGGGUGGAAAGGUAACCUGGAACGACGUACGCGAAUUCCUCGACAACGAGCUCCGGGAUCGACCCUUCGAACCACAUGAGUUGUUGAUGAAACUGCGGUUUAUCGAUGAGACGAGUUCAGGAAUGUCCACCAUCCGGCACAACUCGUUCCAGUCCGACUUUUUCCGCGAGGCUGAAUAUAUCCGGCGGGUGGCCGCGUUGCGGCCCGACCAGCCCGCCUACCUU